This is a messenger RNA of Aspergillus pseudotamarii, 816 nucleotides long. RefSeq lists its product as uncharacterized. NCBI's taxonomy places the organism in Eukaryota, Fungi, Ascomycota, Eurotiomycetes, Eurotiales, Aspergillaceae. The record is from RefSeq and is a predicted model, not a curated record. The transcript has 2 exons. Bases 1 to 816 code for a protein of 271 amino acids.
AUGUCACCCGUACAACAUGGCCCACCCUCAUCACAGUCUACGCCAUUCCCGGAAAAUGUACCCCAGCCUGUCAAUAAUGGAAUUUACUCUCGAUACUCGACAUUGUUAGCGGUCAAAUUUCUUAAGCAUUGUCGACCUUGCCACGGGAAUGUUCUCAUGUUAACAGACAGAUUAUGUGUGAAGUACGGGCGCCGUGUUCAUUUGUCUGAAGCAUCAACAAUGCGUUUCAUAUCGCGGCAUACGUCUAUACAAGUGCCAAAAAGUUUUAUGAUUAAGGGGGACAUAAUCGGUAAUGGCUGGAUUCACCGAAAUAAGGAGUCCAAGGCAAAGCUUCUUUCACAGUUGGCAAAAAUGGUUGCCGAAUUGCGAGAACUCCAGCCCCCGGAUGAUAUCGGGGUCGCUUUGGUUGAUGGUGGAGCACUCUUCGAUUGUUGUGUGCCGGGGCAUUCUCUAGACUUCGGUCCAUUUAAUACAGUUCAAGACUUCCAUCGGCAUUUACGAAUGGGCAUGGAAUUCAAUCCCGGCCUUGACCCCCAGAUCCAGGAUCUUAUCAACCAACAAAGCAAAACCUGGCCAUUAGUCUUCACUCAUGGAGAUCUUAGCAGCCUAAAUAUUCUCAUCCGUGGAGAUGAUAUCGUUGACAUAGUUGAUUGGGAAACGGCUGGCUGGUAUCCAUCAUAUUGGGAGUACACAUGUGCCCAACAAGUCAACCCACAAAACUCCUUUUGGAUUAAUGAGAUUGACAAGUUCUUACAACCAAUGCCUCAAGAGUUGAGGAUGGAACGGAUCCGUCAGGAACACUUUGGGGAUACAUGA